AUGACGGAGCAAGUACAGGCUGAAGGACCACCCUACACCCUCAAUCGUCAAUCUAAGGAUGUUGACGGCAACGGCUUCCUCUACAGCGAGGAGCUCCGGGGUUUGGCCUCAGAGCUUGGCUUCGAAGGGAGCGACUCAGAGUGGUCGCAGGAGUACGUGAUGAUCUGCUCCGAGGUGGGCUGCAACCCGGCGCAGGGCAUGGACUUCCGCGGCUUCUCUCAGUUCGUGGACGACGAG
Symbiodinium sp. CCMP2456 is the source of this 237-nucleotide messenger RNA. The record is from the annotation of a GenBank genome assembly. Lineage: Eukaryota; Dinophyceae; Suessiales; Symbiodiniaceae.